AUGCCUCACCAAACUUCAACACCAGCGAAGGGAGUACCAGAACCAAUCGCAAUUAUUGGUAGCGGUUGCAGAUUUCCUGGCGGCGCCUCUUCUCCCUCCAAACUAUGGGAUCUCCUACGUGAGCCGCGUGACGUACUGAACGAGAUCCCUCCCUCUCGAUUCGACACUAAAGGCUUCUAUCACCCAAACUCGAACUUCCCAGGUCACGCAAACGUCAGACAUUCGUAUCUCCUUGAGGAGAAUGUCGCGGAUUUUGAUGCUCAGUUCUUUGGCUUUAAACAGGCGGAAGCCUCAGCUAUGGACCCGCAACAGCGGAUUCUGCUUGAGGUCGUGUAUGAGGCCCUUGAGGCAUCAGGUUUAACGAUUCAAGGUCUGAAAGGCUCUCAGACCGGUGUCUACUGUGGAAUGAUGUACGGUGACUACGAAUCCCUCCAAUAUCGGGAUCUACAGAGUGUACCUACAUAUCAUGGACUCGGAAUUGCGAGAAGUAUUGUGUCAAACAGAGUCUCAUACUUUUUCGAUUGGCAUGGUCCGUCGUGGACUGUGGACACUGCGUGCUCCUCUAGUCUGGUCGCUCUGCACUCAGCAGUACAGGCGCUGAGAUCUGGAGAGGUGCCCAUGGCUGUUGCGGCCGGUACCAAUCUUUUACUGGGCCCAGAGCCUUACAUUUACGAAAGUAAUCUGCAGAUGCUGUCACCUGAUGGCCGGUCUCGUAUGUGGGAUCAGGAUGCUAACGGGUACGCUCGCGGUGACGGUGUUGCCUGCAUAGUCGUCAAGACGCUGAGCCAAGCGUUGGCAGAUGGUGAUCACAUCGAGGCUAUCAUACGUGAGACGGGCGUUAACAGUGAUGGGCGCAGUCCAGGCAUUACAAUGCCAACGAUGAAGGCGCAAGUCGCACUCAUCAAAGAAACGUAUGCCCGAGCCGGGCUUGACAUAACUUCCGCGAAGGACAGAUGUCAAUUCUUCGAGGCCCACGGUACUGGAACUCCUGCAGGGGACCCUAUCGAAGCCGAAGCUGUCCACACAGCAUUCUUCGGCCAUCUACCUGUGUUAAAAGACAACGAAACGACAGAAGACCAGAAAGAGAGCCUCCUAGUAGGAUCGAUCAAAACUGUGAUCGGGCACACCGAGAGUACAGCUGGAAUUGCUGGUAUCCUUAAAGCGGUACAAGCCAUUAAGCAUGGCUAUGUGCCCCCGAAUAUGCAUUUCAAGAAUUUGAGCUCCCGGGUAGCUCCGUUCUACAAUAACCUUCAGAUCCCUACCGAAUUAACUCCUUGGCCGCAGCUGGAAGAAGGUCUGCCGCGCAGAGUAUCAGUCAACUCUUUUGGGUUUGGAGGGACUAACGCUCAUGUCAUUCUCGAAAGCUUCGAUCGUAGUGCGGUUGCUAUCCAGAAGCGCCCAUUGUUCUCGCCCUUUGUGUUCUCAGCACAGUCAAAGCAGGCACUUGCUGGAAACUUUUCAUCUUAUAUGAAUUAUCUCGACCAACAUCCUGAUGUAGACGCGUCAGACCUAGCUUGGAUGCUCCGUUCCAGACGAUCACACUUACCUCUACGAGUGUCCUUCCCAGCCUCAUCGACAGCGCAGUUACAGGCCACUCUAGAGAAACUGACGGCGAACUUUCAGCUGGAACCCAAGACAACACCUGUUAAUCGCCAGACAAAACUCCUCGGUAUAUUUACUGGUCAAGGUGCUCAAUGGCCGCGUAUGGGAGCGCAGUUGAUCGAACAGUCUCAACACGCUUCCAACAUCCUCGCUGAGCUUGAUCAGGCACUUGCGGAGCUUCCCUUGCACCGCCCUACGUGGACAUUGCGCGAAGAGAUCCUCGCCGAUGCCGCAUCAAGCAACGUCAUGAAAGCUAGCGUUUCGCAGCCUCUUUGCAAUGCAGUUCAAAUUCUCCUUGUCGAUCUGCUCAAACUCGCUGGGAUCGAGUUCUCUGUCAUAGUGGGACACUCUGGAGGAGAGAUCGCUUGCGCCUACGCCGCUGGAAAACUCUCAGCGCGCGACGCCAUUCGCAUCGCCUACUAUCGCGGCCUUCACUCCAAUCUCGCAUGUGGCCAAAAUGGUGUCCAGGGUGCUAUGAUUGCGGUGGGUACAACUCUUGAGGAUGCAGAGGAGCUUUGCAGUGAUGAAGUUUUCGAAGGAAGAAUUAAACUAGCCGCUUGCAAUUCUCCGUCGAGCAUGACCCUCUCUGGUGAUGAGGAUGCCAUUGACGAAGCUAUUGAAGUUCUGAAAGACGAAAAGAAAUUUGUGCGGAAGCUUCGAGUGGACAAAGGCUAUCAUUCGCACCACAUGAUCCCAUGUGCAGAAGAGUAUCUGAAGUCAAUGAAGAGUAUCUCCAUUGACCAGACUCGCAAUACCAAUGCAGGUUGCACAUGGGUGUCAAGUGUGUUCCCCGACCAGCCUUGGGAGGAGAUGGGUAAGAUCGACAAUCAAUAUUGGGUGGACAAUCUUCUGUCUCCAGUUUUGUUUAAGCAGGCUAUCGAGCGAGCGGCAUCUUUGGGACCAUUCGAUGCUGCUAUCGAAAUCGGUCCCCACCCAUCUCUGAAAGGCCCUGUACGAGAAACGUUACAGGAUUUGAAGGUUGAAAUAGCAUAUACUGGUACGCUUAAGCGAGGCGAGAGUGACAUUGCUAGCACGUCCGAAACUCUUGGUUACCUCUGGACCCAGCUGGAUCAUCUGGACAUUGAUUUCGACCGAUACGAGAGCACUUUGACUGGGGGAACAUCGCACGACUUUCUUUCAGACUUACCCCUAUACCAGUGGAAUCACACCCAGUCUUACUGGCACGAGUCCAACCAGUCCAAGAACCUACGCCGACGAAGUGAGCCCGUUCAUCCGCUCUUGGGUGAUCUCCUACAGAACAGCACCGCAAACAACCUCACGUGGAAGAAUUUUCUCCGGCCACAAGAUCUGCCAUGGAUCCAUGAGCAUCAGAUCCAAGGGCAAAGCGUGUUCCCUGCCGCCGGAUAUGCUUCUACAGCUAUCGACUCGGCCAGAUAUGUCGUACCUAACCAAUCUAUCAAGGUGAUCGAAUUGGAGGGUCUGACUAUCCAUCAAGCCAUGGUUUUCGAUUCGAAGAACGAAGAGAGUGGCAUCGAAGUCCAGUUCACGGUCUUCAACAUUGAUCGAGAAUCGCAAGACCUUGUCACUGCUCGUUUUACAUAUGAGUGCUACGACUCAGCUGGUUCUACUGAGUUGGUAGCCAGUGGAAAGCUUAUCAUUGUCGUUGGUGAGGACAAUGCCGUAGCUCUACCAGCCGACAACCCCUUCGAAGCCCACAUGCUUGAUGUUUCGACUCCCACAUUCUACAAGUCUUUGAAGGAUGUCGGUUACGAUUACACAGGCACCUUUCAAGCAUUGGACAAUUUGAAGAGAAAGCUCGGGAAAGCCUCUGGAUCCUUAGCUAUUGCUACUACUCAGUACGAGGGUGGAGCAAUCACAAUUCACCCGGGUGUCCUUGAUGCCUCGUUCCACUCAAUCUUGCUAGCAUACAGCUAUCCUGGGGAUGGCCAGCUAUGGUCACUGCAUCUUCCCACAAGCAUUCGCAGAAUCCGAGUCGAUGUAUCAGUUUGCGAAAAUGCCUUAGCGAAAGCAAGUCAGGUCUCGUUCGUUGCCACGAUCCCUGAUGUAUCGACGCUGAACCGUGCAUCAGGCUUUGGGGGAGAUGUUGAGAUACACAGUCCAACUGGAGAUCAUUCUGCUAUUCAAGUGGAGGGUCUCCGCGUUGUCCCCAUGGCUGAAGCUACAUCCGCAGAUGACAAGAAGUUGUUCUACUCCACUAAAUGGGUUGAAGCUUCACCAACGGCGGAGAUUAGCCACGAAGUCUUCCAGGCAUCUGACUACGAGAUGGAGCUGGCUGAGGUUCUCGAGCGGGGUCAUUAUUUCUAUCUUCGCCAGCUUGAACACCAAAUCCCAUCAGACCAUCCGGGGCGCACUGAUGAGUUCAAUGCUGCUUACCUGAACUGGGCAACUCACACUCACAAACUUGUCAGCGAGGAUCGUCAUCCAUAUGGGAAGCGUGAUUGGAUCAACGACAAUGAGGAUCAAAUCAACGCUCUUGCUGCACCGUUCUCGGACCGUCCGGAGAUCAAGGCGAUGAAGGUCGUCGGCGAGCAAAUGCCUCGUGCUAUUCGUGGCGAGACCUCUAUGCUUGAGCAUCUUAUACCAAACAUUCUGACCGAUUACUACACUAGAGCACUAGGUUUAUCCCAAGUCUCAGUGCUGGCGGAAACUGUUCAGCAGAUCGUGCGGAGAUAUCCACAGGCCAAAAUCUUGGAAGUCGGAGCUGGUACUGGAGGCGCAACACGCCAGGUCUUGAAGCACAUCGGCAAUACGAAUGGUGAUGAGCUUGCGCAAUGGACGUAUACGUACACAGAUGUGUCUGCCGGUUUCUUCGAAGAUGCCCAGGAAGAGUUCCACCUCUUUCUCGAUCAGAUGUCAUUCCGUGUCUUUGAUCUUGAGAGGGACGCCGCUACUCAAGGCUUCGAAACAGGAUCCUACGAUAUCGUCGUGGCCUCCUUGGUGUUACACACAACGAAGAGUCUUGAGGAAACAUGCCGACGCGUUCGUUCUCUACUCAAACCUGGUGGAUUCCUUGUCUUUUAUGAGAUCACCAACACAGAUCUUAUCAGACAUACUGGUCUCUUUGGUUGCUUGCCCGGCUGGUGGGCUGGUCUUGCAGAGGGCCGCACUUUGAUCCCGGCUGUGGAUGAGUCUGAAUGGGACUCAGUCUUGCGCAAGACCGGAUUCUCUGGAGUGGAUACAAUGAGCCCGCUUCUGAGCCAGAAGGCAUUCUGUAAUUCAGUCUUGGUUUCUCAGGCUAUUGACCAUCAAGUCGAAGCGCUUAGAGAGCCUCUAAUGGCACAGCCAUCCCUGCACGAUGAGAAAUUGGCACUUGCCAAUCUUUACAUCGUCGGAGGCUCGACCCUUCGAACAUCUCGGCUGAUCGAGGAGAUUCAGAGAUCAAUUCACUCGUUCUGCAACCAAAUCACCAAAGUGAAGACCUUGGACAGCAUGAAGAACUACGAAGUGGUAAAAGAGGACACUGUGCUUGUACUGCAGGAUCUUGACCAGCCUGUCUUCAAAGACAUCACAACCGGUACGUUCGAUGCCGUGAAAGACUUGUUCGGGUCUGAGAAGAACAUUGUCUGGGUCACACAGAAUCGUCUGACAGACAAUCCCUACUCAAAUAUCCCCGCUGGAUUCGCUCGUCCCUCAGUAUGGGAGACUCCAGAGCUCCGUUAUCAGUUCAUCGACUUCCAAAAUGUUCAGAAGAUCAAUGCCCGGGUACUGACCGAAGCUGUCCUUCGCUUCCAGACUCUAGGCUCCGUGCAUGAGCCUUCUUUGAAGAACGUGUUAUGGUCGGUGGAAACUGAGAUUAUCAUUGAUGAUCAAGGUCGCGAAUGGAUCCCACGGUUACAAGCAGCGGAACGUGCUAACAAGCGCUACAACUCCGCUCUUCGACCGACUAGCCAUGUUGUCCGACCCCAGAAUCAGUCCGUUGCAAUCGCUUAUAUUGACAACACAUACAAGCUUGUUGAGGCUCCAGCCAAACCUGCCUCUGGAAAGAGCGAAUCGAUAGUCUCACUUCAAGUCAGUCACUCGAGCCUUCACGCUAUCAGGACCGAAGCCGGGAACGCUUUCGUCGUCAUUGGUACCUUAACAACCUCGCCUGGGAAGUUCAUUGCUUUGAGCACGGUUCAAGCAUCUGUUGUCCAUGUCCAAAAAGAUACCCUAGUACCCAUUACUGAUAACAUCAUGGACGAAGCGCUGCUCACUCAACAUGUUGCUGCACAACUUCUCCAAGCACAAUUGAUCGGCUCUCUUGAAAAAGGGGAAAUAGUUCUGGUUCAUAAUGCGACAACACUGCUUGUGUCGCUGUUGCGUAGUCACGCCGAUCGAGCUGGGGCGAAGGUGUUCUUUACUACGACAUCACCGGAGCUUGCAAAGUCAAAAGGAUAUGUGUACUUGGACAAAUACCUACGCCAGUCGCAGAUCAAGUCCCUGCUUCCUAGUGAAGUCACUCGCUUCAUAGAUUUCGACACCCUUGAAGGCACUAACAGUCACUCGUCUUCUAUAUUGACAUGGAUUCCUCGUCAGAUACAGCCCGUUCGCGUCACUGAUUACCUUAAAGACGAGGGAUCUCCAAUAUUGGCGGAUGAUCACACCUUGAAUAUUCUGUCACAGGCUGUAGAGGACGCUGAACGUAGCAUGGCUCUGUUCAAAGACACCAUUAUCGCAAUCAGCGUGGCAGAUCUCCCUGAAAGGAUAGUUAAGCUCGGUCCCUUGACGAUAGUUGAUUGGAAUGCCACCUCAGUCACACUUUCCGUGCAGACAGUCAAGCCUCGCAUUAGACCAGACAGAACCUAUUGGAUGGUCGGUCUCUCAAGAGACAUGGGUCUUUCUCUUGCUGACUAUCUGAUCGAUAACGGCGCGAAACAUUUGGUCAUCACCAGUAGAAGCCCUCACGUCGACCCGACAUGGCUCGCGAAUGCAGAGCGUAAAGGAGCGAACGUCCGUAUUAUCAGCUGCGACGUCACCGAUUUCAACUCGCUCAAGAACGCAUUAUCAGACGUUGAACGCUCCAUGCCGCCUGUUGCAGGAGUCGCACAGGGGGCUAUGGUGCUCCGUGAUGUUCUUACACGCGAGAUGAAACUAGAAGAGCUGAACGACGUUCUUCGACCCAAGGUGGAUGGCAGCCUGAACUUGGACCGUCUCUUCAGCAGCCACAAACUGGAUUUCUUUGUCUUCUUCUCCUCCGCGGCAGCCAUCACUGGCAACGCAGGUCAAGCAAACUAUGCAGCGGCAAACUUUUUCAUGAUGAGUCUGGCCAAGCAACGCCGUGGUCGUGGACUUCCAGCCUCCGUCAUGGAUCUUGGUCCUAUUCUAGGUACGGGCUAUGUCACGCGUGAGAUUGCGCACGAGCUUGCUCGACCGCUCCAGGAGCGUGGUCUCAUGGCUUUGUCCGAGCGCGACAUUCAUCAAAUCUUCGCCGAAGCUAUCAAUGCAAGCACAGCUGAAAGUGAUGGCGAAGAAGCACAUAUGACCACAGGCUUGACAUCACUUCCGGCCACGGCACCCAAUCGUCCUCUUUGGUAUAACUAUGCUCAAUUCGGUUGUUUGACUGUCCGCGACAGCCAGGAUUCCUCGCACACCACCGACACUCAAGCUGGACUGUCGAUUAAGGACAGAUUGGCAGCAGCUAAUAGUAGCGAGGACGUAGAGGUAGUGAUCAGAGAAUCAUUUAUCGAGGAAAUGAGGAACAUGCUUCAUCUUUCCGAAGAUUAUGCCAUCACUCCGGCAGUUCGCACCGAUGAGCUAGGUCUUGACUCCUUGGUUGCAGUCCGUAUUCGGUCUUGGUUCUUGAAGCACUUCCAAGUCAACAUUCCCGCGCUCAGAAUCAUGAAAGGUGCAGCGUUGCAGGAACUCGUUGACUUUGCCGUCACGGGCACUCCUACAGAACUCACUCCCUUGCUAGCACCUCCUGCGCCAAGCGAAGAGCAAAUUUCUGCUGAAGACACCACGGUCCCAUCGAGCACCCAGGUUUCAUCUGGGUCGUCUGGGUCAUCCUCGGACGCCGGCGAAACAACGAACACGACGGUGCAGAACUCUGUCGCGGAUCUCAAGCUCGAGAAGUCAGGGGAAGAUAGUGCACCCCAGCCGGAAGAGCUAAACUUGACAAGGUUCGGACGCCUCUCCUACACCCAAUCAUCCUUCAUGUUUGUUCAUGAAUUACUGCCAGAUAAAACGACUCUAAACAAUACAGGGAUGGUAGCUCUUAGAGGAGAAUUGCGAAUGGUCGAUCUCGGAAAAGCCGUGCAGGCAAUCGGUGAGCGACACGAAAUCCUCCGGACAUGUAUCUGCGUACGUGACGGCCGCCUCGUUCAAGGGGUUGUGGAUAAACCAACGUUGAAGUUGGAGUACAAACGUAUACGUACACGGCAGGAUCUUGACGCUGAGUACGCGGCUCUUAGGAACCAUGCGUUUGAUCUAGCCAGCGGGCAGAAUACUCGGAUGAUCAUCUUUUCGCACUCCGCCCGCGAUCACUAUUUCGCGUUGUCGACUCAUCACAUGUUCUUCGAUCGUGCGAGCACCGACAUCUUCAUGGCAGACCUGGAACGAAUUUAUAAUAAGCAAAAGCCAACGGUUGUCUCACCGCUCCAAUACUUGGACUUCGCGGAAGACCAGCAUACUGAGGCUGUUGAGGGACGUUUUAACAACGCACUUGCAUACUGGCGGACGGAGUUCGAGACACUGCCAGAGACACUUCCACUUCAUCGCAGCAAGGUUGCUACACGCAGUCCAAUGGAACAAUACAAGUCAUGGACACCCGAGCUCCGUAUUGAUCCAACAUUAGCUGCUAAAGUACGUCAGAUCGCGCGCAAGCACCGGUCGACGCCAUUUCACUUCCAUCUCGCAGCCAUACACGUUCUUCUGUUCCGUUGGCUUGGUACUGAAGACGUCUGCAUUGGGAUGGCUGAUGGUGGGCGACGUGAUGAGCAGGGCUGGUCAGCUCUGGGGCCCUUCCUGAACAUGUUGCCUUUGCGUCUUCGAUCAUCAGCACAGCAAGUGUUCAGCGACUCAAUUGUGCAAGCACGCGACAAGGCUCACUCAGCUCUCAACUCGGCGGUUCCCUGGGAGAUGAUACUGGAUGAGCUCAAUGUCGAGCGACCUGCCACACACUCGCCAAUCGCGCAAGCGUUCAUUAACUACGCGGAGACAAGUGUUGAAAGCGGAAAAUCUUUCCUGGGUUGUGACAUGAAACUACUUGUGGAGGAUCAAGCUGAGAUGCCCUACGAUUAUGCAUUUACCAUCAUCAAUAAUACUGCCGGCGAAACGCGAAUUGUUCUAAAUGUGCAAAAAUCUCUGUAUUCGGAAGACGACGCAACACUGUUAGCUCAUGGCUAUGAAGACAUCAUCCGAGAAUUUGCAGCCGCACCCGAAAGUGCAGUCGGCAGUACCUUCAAAUUUCGGGAGGUAGCUCUGCAGGAUGCCAUUCGUCUGGGACCAUCAUUCACGUCCAGCUGGCCUCAGACCUUGUCACACCAAUUCGAUGAGAUCUCGCACACCAUUCCUGAAAAGGUCGCUGUCACUGAUGACGAAGGCCAUGCAAUGACUUAUCCUGAGCUCAGCCGCUGCGUUGACCACAUUGCAUCCGCACUGCUGGUUCGUAAUAUCAACCCCGGGGACAGAGUCGCUGUCUUUCAGCACCCGUCUAUCUACUGGGCCGCAUCUGUGCUUGCAAUCCUCAAAGUUGGAGCGGUCUACGUCCCUCUUGACGCUGCCACGCCUGUCGCACGGCUAUCCCUCAUCGUCAAUGACAGCGACCCUGCAGCCAUACUGGUCCACGAGCAGACCAAAGAACUGUCAGGAUCACUGCGUCCAGCUCAAGAAUUACCAAUUAUCGACGUCUCCAAUCUUAAUGAAGAGCCGAAAGAUGCUCUACCCAUCUUAGCCACCCCUGAAUCAGCAGCGAUCAUCCUGUACACAAGCGGCUCAACAGGAACUCCAAAAGGUGUUGUGUUGUCACAUGCAAGUCUCAAGCAUGAGUUCGACCAUUGCGCAGCAACAUAUGGACUGGGUCCAAGGGACGUCGUCCUUCAACAAAGCGCUUGGAGUUUUGACUUGUCCGUCACUCAACUCUUCAUGGCCGUGACGGUCGGGGCUCGAUUACAUUCAGUAUCUCACCUCGUCCGACCUGACGCGCGCCGCAUUUCAGAUCUCAUUCAACAAGAAGGCAUUUCUACUACAUAUGCUACCCCGACCGAAUAUCGAGGCUGGCUGAGACACCAACAGUCAUUGAAAGAUGCUCCGUCGUGGAAUCUUGCCUUGGUCGCGGGCGAAGCAGUUACCGAACCUCUGCUGGAGAUGUUCCGCGACCUUGAACGACCUGAUCUACGCCUUUUCAAUGUUUACGGACCUACAGAAACAUGUUGCGGUUCUACCAAAUUUCAACUCGACUACAAAACACGAGCAGUUUAUGGAAGUGUUGUACCUGUUGGCCCAGCAUCCGCCAAUGAAUGUUUUUACAUCGUCGACGAGGGCCUGAAUCUUCAACCAGUGGGCCAAAGUGGUGAGAUUCUCAUUGGAGGGGUUGGAGUCGCUCUGGAAUAUCUCAACAAUCCUGAACGUACUGCAGCUUCUUUCCUUGAGGAUGGAUUUUCAACCCACCCUGAUGUCUUUGGAGGAAGGAAAACAGCCAUGAUCUACCGAACUGGAGACGUGGGAUUUCUGCAGUCGGAUGGUACGCUUGUUCUCAAAGGACGGAUCGGCGGCGAUACAGAGAUCAAAUUGAAUGGGGUCCGCAUUGAUCUACAGGACAUCGAGCAGACAGUACUUCGUGCUUCUCUGGGCCGGCUAUCUGACGCUGUGGCAUCCCUCCGCACUACAUCAACCGGCGCUGGAAAGUACAUGGUUGUGUUCGUUAUCUGCUCAUCUUCUGUAGAUGAUGGCGACCGCGAUGCAUUCGUUGCAAAUCUACUGCGCAACCUGCCCCUUCCACGGAACAUGCUACCAUCGACAAUCAUCCCAGUGCAAAGUCUUCCUCGGACCCUAGCCGGUAAACUGGAUAGGAAGGCUGUAGCCGAUAUCCAAUUCGCGUCACAGUCGAACCACGACGUUACACUCGAAAAGUCAACAAUGACUAAGAACGAAGAAAGGUGUCGCGAUCUUUGGACCUCCGUCAUACCAGGUGAUGUGUCAAGUCUUCAUAGAAUAACCAAAGAUUCUGAUUUCUUCAGCGUGGGUGGCUCGUCAAUGCAACUGAUUGAGCUCCAACAUAAAUUCAGCGAAGAGCUUCAGAUCAAAGUUUCACUACUCGAACUCAUGAAAUCAUGUUCUCUGAGAGAAAUGGCUCGACUUCUUGGCGGUGAAAGCGUCGAUCAAGCGCCAGAUACGUCGAGCAACGAGAUCGAUUGGGACGCUGAGACGAGCCUGGAUCCUGGUUUGGAUGCUGCGUUUAGCACAGUCACUGAACCACAACUUCAUGGGAUCCAACCUGUUUCCAACCCGCCAAGUACAAUCAUCCUCACCGGGGCGACCGGCUUUCUAGGCCAGCAUAUUCUGCACUCCCUGCUCCAAGAUCCCAACAUCAACGCCGUGAUAUGCGUCGCCAACAGAUUGUCGCCGGCCCGCAAAGCACUAUUUUCCGACCUGAGCGCAACAUACCCAAACAAAACCAUCGAAGCCCUUGAGGGCGACUUGCGUUCUCCACUCCUCGGCUUGGAAUCAUCUCUUGCGACCCGCAUUUUCGACACCGCCGACGCCGUCAUCCAUAACGGCGCCGAUGUUUCGCAUCUGAAGACCUACCCGCUUCUUCGUGCCGCAAACGUCGAGAGUACAAAGAUUCUCACACGUUUAUGCGCCCCGCGCCGCAUUCCACUCCAUUACAUCUCCACUGCUGGCGUCGUCAUGUACAGCGGCACAACCUCCAUCGUGCCAACCAGUGUGCGAAAUACACCGCCCCCGACGACCGGCACAUAUGGAUAUAUCGCGAGUAAGUGGGCAAGCGAAGUGUACCUCGAGCGUGCAACCAACGCAGCCAUGGCUGCAGGAUCCCGCAUGCCGGUCUUCAUCCAUCGCCCAAGUAGCAUCCUGCGCCCCGAAGACGAGUCCCUGACAGAGGGCGAAAGUCCGGCGGCAGAUGUGCUUCAAAACAUGCUAUAUUACGCGCAACGCGUGCGCGCCGUACCGGAUGUACCGAGUUUGAGGAAGGGGUGGGUGGACUUGGUCCGUCCGGAAACUGUUGUAAGAGGGAUCAUGAGCGCGCUUGUCGACAGUACCGCAGAUGAAGAAAAAGGUAGUGUUGGUGGGCUGAGGUAUCUGUUUGAGAGUGGGGAUGAGGAGAUUCGCUUGGACGGGAUAAGUGACUGGAUUCAGAAGAAAGCAGGGGGAAGCAGAACGGAAGAAGUCGAAGAGAUUAGCCUCGGGGAAUGGAUUCGGAGGGCUGAAGAAGCUGGCUUGAGCGAGGGUAUGUCGGCGGUAUUCAGAGGCCUAGGCGAGGAGGCAGGACUGAGCUUUCCGCGACUGGCGAAGGCGUGA
Messenger RNA from Pseudovirgaria hyperparasitica, 12039 nucleotides. RefSeq names its product beta-ketoacyl synthase domain-containing protein. NCBI's taxonomy places the organism in Eukaryota, Fungi, Ascomycota, Dothideomycetes, Acrospermales, Acrospermaceae. Gene Ontology annotation, biological process: fatty acid biosynthetic process; secondary metabolite biosynthetic process. The record is from RefSeq and is a predicted model, not a curated record. Gene Ontology annotation, molecular function: phosphopantetheine binding; 3-oxoacyl-[acyl-carrier-protein] synthase activity; fatty acid synthase activity. Bases 1 to 12039 code for a protein of 4012 amino acids. The transcript is spliced from 5 exons.